AUUUGUCAAUGUGACAAAAUUGGCGGGAUAGUAGGCAGCGUCGAUUCUCGAUGUUGUAAAUAAUGGUUGAUUGAAUUAUGGCUGGACCAAAGUUCUAUAUUUACGGUGGAUGCCGUUGGCGAGAAGUGUGUACGACUUCCGGGCGAGUGGACGGCUGGGGUAAUGUGCAGUUCUUGACUGUUCGAAGCGGUCGUCUCCAAGUGGCGCGAAAAAAUACUGUGUUGCGUGGCUUGAGAGCCCUGGCAGCUAGUAAACCCACUUCUGUGCACGAUGGCCUACCCCUUUCACAAAUUAGACAUAACAAUUCUAUUGAGGAAAAGAAGGAACACAAUUGUUCCCAGUAUCAGCAUCAUCACUGUUGUUGUAAGCAACAGGACCUAAGUUUAAAGUCUGAUGUCAUCUUCAAUAACAUAUUUAAAGCUGCAUCUACCUGCUCCGCGGCGGUGCAGUGCAGCCUCGAAGUAAGCACGUCUACUCCAAAUUUAAGUAAAUCCAUCACUGGACCGAGCAAAACUUCAGAAGCGAGAACCAAAAAUGGAGUGAAAAGAUUAUUAUCCAAGCGUAAAAGAUCUACAAGUGAAGAUGAGGGCGAAGAAAGAAACAAAAACGGUAAAACAAUUGAACGUAGAAACGAAAUUGACAAGGAAUUGGAUUUAUCGUUACUGGAAAGGAGACAGGCACGUAAUCUGAACAAUAACAAAUAUGACAAAAGACAAACACAUAGACAACAGAUCUCUUCUAGUGAAGACGACGGACUUAAAGCAGUGAUACGAAAGAAUCUACCACGACGUGGAAAUCACCAAAGUCCUGUGAAAUCCAGGAAUGUUUCAAAAGCACCAAAUGGCACAAGGGAAUCACUUACGUCGAAUACUAUUAAUAAAAAGCGGAAAAAAAUCCUAAAUAAUAUACACUCCUCAAGUGACGAGAGCAGUGAAAUACAAUCUAAACCGGCUAUCCAGGCGUCACGGAGCAUCGAUGAAUUUUGGAAUACGUUGUUCAAAACUAAACCUACAAGACGAUCAAAACGCAAGCUAUCGACCAGUGACGAUGACACUUAUCAAGAAGAAAGAAAAGCCAGAGAGACUUCAAAGAAAAUCGUUGAAAGUGAUCAAGAAUCGAGACGAAAGCACACACAGGAGAUAGAGACUGGUGACCUAAUGUGCAAGGAAUUGAUGAUCGGGGAGGAUGACGUCCAGCUCCUGCGCAGCUUCAUAGAGAAAGACAAGGCUAACAUAUUCGGAGUCGACUUGGAGUUAUUCGAUACAGACGAUGAAUAUAAAAGGAAAAUAUUCUACAAAAUCAAUCCACUGGUCAACGUCGCGAGGUGUAAGCGCAUAGCGGCCAUGCUGAGAGACGGGCGCAGUCAGUCCGACGCCGUCUCCUUGGAGGACUUCAUAUCGACGCUCGGGCUCCGCAGCGUGCUCGACGUCCCCUCGCAAACCGGCAGCAAAUACAAGAUGCGAGCGCGACGGAACCCAAGUAACGGUGGACCGGAUAAGGAGAAUCAUAGAACGACUAAACAUAAUCCGAACACUUCCACUAGCAGCUCAAAGAGCAAAGUCUUAGUCGAAAGGCUACGAGACAGUGCCAAUAAGAAGAAUAAAAUAAUUAGUAAGAAGAAAAGCAAGGUGGUGGGCCUGAUUGGGAAGAUGACUUCGAAGCCGACGAGGUCGCGCGAGGAACAGGAUGAGGUGGUCUUGUUGAGCAGUGAUAGUGACAGUGACAGUGUCUUCGAGAGUAAACGGGAGAGUGCUUUCGAGAAGAGUAAGCGCGUGACGUCAGAAGUGCGGCGACCGGACGCAGCGGCUGCGCUGAAGCGAGAUAACAAGAAAGAAGGGAAGGCAAGUGGAACAGGGAGUAGGAAGGCGAAUGGACCAGCUUCUGGAAGAGGGAGUGGUCGGGUGAGCGGCAAGGCUGGUGGUCGGGAGUACACCCGGGCGGAAGACGAAGCGAUAGUGGCCUGGGUGCGCGGAGCGGAGCGUGCAAGGCGCGUCAACGGCAACCAGCUGUGGAUAGAACUGCAGCCCCUGCAUCAGCAAAAGACAGGAAACUUCCGCUCGUGGCACUCGCUGCGCAACCGCUACCUGCGCUACGUGCUGCCCGCGCUGGGCGCGCUGGCGCUGCCGCCGCCCGAGGCCGCGCGCCUGCGCGCCGCCGCCGCCGCCGGCGAGUUGAAGUCGCGCAAGAAGCCGCAGCGCCGCAACUCGCUGCUGACGGAGCCGCGCGUGCGCAGCGCGUGGUCGCGCCGGCCCCGCCCCCCGACCCGUGAGUCCCCCUCCCGCUCCCGCUCCGUGUCCCCCGCCCGCUCGCCGACACCCGCUCCCUCUUCGUCGCCCUCACCCCCCGUUCGCGCCGAUUCCUCCCACUAUUCCUCGCGUAGAAGCAGCGGCUCCUCCGCGACGGCGGAAGGGAGUACUCCGAUAGACAGGCGACGCUCGCUGAGAAAUUCAUCCGCCAAGAAAGAAGAGAGAAGAGAAGAGAAGCCGCCCGCAAGGAAGCUGCGCUCCAGCGCGCCCGCGUCGCCGCCGCCCCGCACGCCCACGUACUCGCAGCUCACGCAGCGCUUCGCCGACGCGCGCCCUCCCAGCACCGCGCGCCCCCCGCGCCCCUCGCGCCCCUCGCGCCCCCCGCCGCCCUCGCCGCCCCCGCCGCCCGCCUCCCCCGCGCGCCCGCGCACGCGCCGCCUCUACAACCCCCACGCCACAUGACAUCCGACUCUACUGAAAAUACAAUAUUACGUGCAAGACUGUCUGCGGUGAAAUUACUCGAAUAUGUUAAAAAGCGAGAUAAUUAUUUAUUUUUUAUAACGAUGAGCAUCUGGAUGUAAGCGUUCACCAUCGCAGUCUUUACGCAGACAUUGGAACUAAAAUCUCCCCCGUGCUUGUAAGUACACUGGCUCACUCACCAUUCGAACCUGAUGAUUGUAUUUGACGUAGUGGUCAAAGAUUGUGCUAAGGUGGUGUUGAAUCGACGAUCACGGAAUAUUUAGUUAAAAUAAACUAAGUUAUAAAUAUAUGUGUGAUCCCAUUGCUAUGUAUAAAUGUUGUACAUAAACCAUAUAAUAUAAUAAUAAUGAAUGGGUGGUACCAUGACCUUGCACACAUAUCUACCACUUUACGACCAGUGUAGUGUCGUUUCUCAGUAUAUCGCACCCCGCGGUGCGAGAUCGUCACGAGAAGCAUUUAAAACUGACUUUCUCCGUCGCCGUGAUUCGCGCCAAAACCAUAAUGACAGUCACGCCCUCUUACGGAAGCUAUGUGAACUACAGAAGUAAGGUGAUUGCACCAAGUAAAGGGUUGCUUCAGGACGAUUAUAACGCAUUUAAUUUUUUUUUUUCAAUUUUUGCAAGUUACGGUCCCGCACCGGGAGUGCGUUAUAUAAAACUUUAACAUCAUAUAAAGUAUGUAGAAGUGUUGAAUAGUUUUCAUGAUUAUUUUAUUUAUUUAUUAUGUCGACUGUACAUAUUUCUUGUUUGUUUUCUCUUCUAUCUUAAUAGCUACUUUAAUGUUUAGUAAUUCCCGCCCGCGACUGCGCUCGCGUUUGAGUGGGAACAAGUGUCCUAAAUUUCAUAAUGUUAUAUUGAGUUAAGAAAUGCAAGCUGAGCUCAAUGCCGCAUUUAUUAUGUAAGGUUAUUAAUAGUUUAAGCGUGACGUUGAAUAGCCCACAAAUUUCUUCAACAAAUGGGCUAUUCAAUGUAAAGUUAUUUUUCAAAUCCGACUAAUAGUUCUUGAGAUUAACGCAAUCAAACAAACAAAAUCUUCAGCCUUAUCGUACUGUAGAUUUCGUGUGACGUUUCGUUAUUAUUAUUUCAAAAUUAAAUAUAUUGACAAGUUACACUAUGUUUUGUCUUCGAUCAAAUGAGUAGUUACAGAUGUUAGAAAGAGACAUCCA
Vanessa tameamea is the source of this 3891-nucleotide messenger RNA. RefSeq lists its product as uncharacterized. The record is from RefSeq and is a predicted model, not a curated record. The transcript has 7 exons. NCBI's taxonomy places the organism in Eukaryota, Metazoa, Arthropoda, Insecta, Lepidoptera, Nymphalidae. Bases 78 to 2708 code for a protein of 876 amino acids.